AUGUAAGCUUAGAAGCGUAAAAGUAUUUUUGGUGAAACAUUGAGGGCUUUAGACAGAUUUGGCUAACCAGUUACUUUGACAAUUGAUAAACACAAUUAAUAUAAAACUAAAUCAGGAGGAGUCCUAACAAUAGUCUCUCUGCUAAUCAUCAUAGCCUACUUGAUUUAUAAUUUAAACGAUGUCUACAACUAAAAAUUCUAAAUUACCUCGACCUCAUUGCUAAAAGAAUUACUGAGAACAAAAGAAAUCCAUAAUGUGUAAAAUUCUUUUGAUAUUGCUGCUCAAGUUGUUUAUACUGGUCCAGAUUCCUACGUAGCUGAUAAUAUUGAUUUAUAUUUUACUAUAUACGCCUAACAGUUGAAAAGAAUAGGACUUGGGGCACACGGGACUGCUAAUUUUUCUCUAGAUUAUCAAAUUCAUUUUGAACCCUGUAAAUCAGGUCGAUUUAAAGAUCUUGAUGAUGCAGCCGAGAUAAGAGGAAUAAAUAAUUACUUUAUGUGCCCUAAAAAUACAGAUUUCUCUGUAAUGGGUGAUUUCGGAUCGAUCGAAUAAAAGAUGUUAGUUGUAAUAGUCGAUUAUUGCAAUUAAACUUUUUUAGAUCUGUAAAGUCCAAAUUCUAAUCGUAUUUGCAAAUCAAUGGAGGAAAUUGAUUAGAUAGUUCCAUUCACAAUUCUGUAUUAUCACUCAUUAUAGUCUUAGUUUGAUUAAUAUGAUUUUUCUGACAAUCCUUUGAAACAAACUUUAAUUGAGGUUCCAUUACAAUUGAUAAGUGGAAUCUGCUCUGCCUAUUUCUACAAAUUUACUGAGACAAAGGUCACACUCAAAGAUCAUUUCCUCAGUAACUCUUUAGGAUAAAAGGAUAUUAUUUUCUACAAUUAUGAUUAAAAGAAAAAUGACAAUAUGAAUUUUAACUAUUAUCCAACUGAUAAAACUUUGGGUUCUGCAUAUUUACCUAAUGGAUGGCCUUUAGUUGCAGUAUUGCACUUAAUGGAUCCAUAUGUAAAGCUUGAAUCAAGAAUUAGAUUUUCAAUCACUGAUGCAAUGUCAUAGACGGGAGGAUUUGCAGGAACGAUUACACUUAUAUUCUUCUUAUUAAGUAAAUUUGCCAAAUUAGGCUCAUAUGAAGAGGCUAUGAUUAAAAAAUUAUAUUAAACCAAGGGUAUAUAAAAAGGAAAUCUCAUAAAAGAUGGAGCGAUUAAAGAGGAUAAUAAAAAUAGAAAAAAUAUUAUAUAGAUAUUUAAUUCAAAUGAAACUGGAUAGCAGGAUCCUUUAAGAAAGCUUAGGAAACUUGAUUUUUGCAUGAAUAUACUUCUUUCGAAUCAGGAAAUUCAAAUUGCCAACCUUGCCCAAAACCAUUAUAUUGAAUAUGAUAAAGAUAAAAAAGUUGAAAGAAGCAUUUCGAUGAUGAAUUCAAAAGAUCAAUCCUAGGAUAUUAAAUCAAAGCUUAAAGAAAUGUUCGUCAAGAAUAUGCCACAACAAAGACAUUAAAUACUGCUAACAAAGCUAUUAGAAUUGUAUCAAGUAACUUAGCCCAAGGAAUUAUCUAAGCAAGGCAAAACAAUAUCUUCAAUGUAAUCAGCGCUAAAAAGUGAUAAAGUUAAAACUUUUAAUAUUUCAUCGCGAAAAUCUAGAUAAUCAGGUAAACUUCCUAAGAAACCUAAAAAUGAUUCAAACAUAACGGCUGUAGACCUUGCAAAAGUGUUUGAUAUUAGAAGGAAACUCACUUAAAAUAUGGGAAAAUAAAAAUAAAUUUCUUGA
Messenger RNA from Stylonychia lemnae, 1758 nucleotides. NCBI's taxonomy places the organism in Eukaryota, Ciliophora, Spirotrichea, Sporadotrichida, Oxytrichidae. The record is from the annotation of a GenBank genome assembly.